AAUAUGGCCCAUUAUUACUUGUAAAUAAAAAUGGGCUUCAUUCAUUACAAACUUUAAUUUCAAAUCACAAUCUAAAAGUAGAAAAAGGCAUUUCAAACUAAGUUCUCUCUCGGAGCAUCGUCGCAGGAAGCCGGCGGGAACGCAUUAAGAUCGUAACUUUUAAGAUACAAUGUCUACUGUCGAUGAGCCUCUAUAUCCGAUAGCUGUUCUUAUAGAUGAGCUAAAAAAUGAUGACAUUCAGCUCCGAUUGAAUUCAAUCCGUAGACUAUCGACAAUUGCACGAGCUCUCGGGGAGGAGCGGACGAGGAAGGAGUUGAUUCCAUUUUUGAGUGAAAACAAUGAUGAUGAUGAUGAGGUUCUCCUUGCAAUGGCUGAGGAGUUGGGUGUGUUCAUUCCAUAUGUUGGAGGUGUGGAGCAUGCCCAUGUUUUGCUCCCACCAUUGGAGACUCUUUGCACUGUUGAGGAAACAUGUGUGAGAGAUAAAGCUGUGGAGUCCUUGUGUAGGAUCGGGUCCCAGAUGAGGGAGAGUGACUUAGUUGACUGGUUUAUUCCUCUAGUCAAGAGGCUGGCAGCUGGAGAAUGGUUUACUGCUCGAGUUUCUGCAUGUGGGCUAUUUCAUAUUGCCUAUCCAAGUGCCCCUGAUGUGUUAAAGGCAGAAUUGCGGUCAAUAUACAGCCAGCUUUGUCAAGAUGACAUGCCUAUGGUUAGGAGGUCUGCUGCCUCGAAUUUGGGGAAAUUUGCUGCAACAGUCGAACCUGCUCAUUUGAAAACUGACAUCAUGUCAAUAUUUGAGGAUCUUACCCAGGAUGAUCAGGAUUCUGUUCGCUUGUUGGCUGUUGAGGGUUGUGCUGCUCUUGGAAAAUUGUUAGAGCCCCAGGAUUGUGUUGCUCAUAUUCUCCCAGUUAUUGUUAACUUUUCCCAGGACAAGUCUUGGCGUGUGCGCUACAUGGUUGCAAAUCAGUUAUAUGAACUCUGUGAAGCUGUGGGGCCUGAGCCUACUAGGACGGAUUUGGUUCCUGCAUAUGUGCGCUUACUUCGUGAUAAUGAGGCUGAAGUACGUAUAGCAGCUGCUGGAAAAGUAACAAAGUUUUGCCGCAUUUUAAAUCCAGAACUUGCUAUUCAACAUAUCCUCCCCUGUGUUAAAGAAUUGUCAUCAGAUUCUUCUCAGCAUGUCCGUUCUGCUUUGGCUUCUGUUAUAAUGGGGAUGGCUCCUGUUCUUGGGAAGGAUGCAACAAUUGAGCAACUUCUUCCAAUUUUUCUUUCCCUUCUGAAGGAUGAAUUUCCUGAUGUGCGCCUCAACAUAAUCAGCAAGCUGGAUCAAGUGAAUCAGGUUAUUGGAAUUGAUCUACUUUCUCAAUCAUUAUUGCCAGCCAUCGUUGAGCUUGCUGAGGAUAGACAUUGGAGGGUCCGGCUUGCAAUCAUAGAGUACAUACCUUUAUUGGCAAGUCAGUUGGGUGUUGGGUUCUUUGAUGAUAAACUUGGGGCUCUUUGCAUGCAGUGGUUACAGGAUAAGGUUUACUCAAUUCGUGAUGCUGCUGCUAAUAAUUUAAAACGCCUUGCUGAAGAAUUUGGUCCUGAGUGGGCAAUGAGGCACAUAAUUCCACAGGUUCUGGAGAUGGUAACUAAUCCUCACUAUUUGUACCGGAUGACCAUUUUACGUGCUAUCUCGCUCCUUGCUCCUGUAAUGGGCUCAGAAAUUACAUGCUCUAAACUGCUUCCAGUAGUUGCCACUGCAUCAAAAGACAGAGUACCCAACAUCAAGUUCAAUGUGGCAAAGGUGUUGCAAUCUCUCAUUCCCAUAGUCGAUCAGUCUGUUGUAGAGAAGACCAUACGUCCCUGCUUGGCUGAACUAAGUGAGGAUCCCGAUGUGGAUGUCCGUUUUUUCGCCAACCAAGCACUUCAGUCAAUUGAUAACGUCAUGAUGUCGAGCUAGAAAGUACACCGUUACACCGAGCUGAAUUUUCUAUUUAAGACCAACUUGCUGAAGGUGCCAGGUUAGUUCUCUUCCUCAGUGUUGGUGCAGUUAUGCCCCUCGGUGAGGUGUGACCAACAUCUAACUGCCAAAUUUCUCUCUUUUUUUUUUUUUCCCUUCUCAUUUCCAUUUAUGUGCUUUAGUAUGUUGUAUAAACUCAUUUUGUAUCAUCUCAUGACAAUAUGUAGUGUAUUCUUUUUAUCCUUUCCCAUUAUUCAGAUUCAAAAGCUUUUUCUAAGAAAGUUUAGAUGUAAUAUAGUGGCCGAUUGCCAUUUUUGCUGAA
This is a messenger RNA of Ricinus communis (castor bean), 2255 nucleotides long. Its product is annotated as serine/threonine-protein phosphatase 2A 65 kDa regulatory subunit A beta isoform. Gene Ontology annotation, cellular component: cytoplasm; protein phosphatase type 2A complex. Gene Ontology annotation, biological process: protein dephosphorylation. The record is from RefSeq and is a predicted model, not a curated record. Gene Ontology annotation, molecular function: protein phosphatase regulator activity; protein binding. The transcript is spliced from 13 exons. NCBI's taxonomy places the organism in Eukaryota, Viridiplantae, Streptophyta, Magnoliopsida, Malpighiales, Euphorbiaceae. Bases 170 to 1933 code for a protein of 587 amino acids.